UACAGAAUGUAGUUCCAAGGUGAAGGUGAAUGGCUGAGAUCUUUGUUUGACCAGGGUCCUAGAACGUAGGAGCCCUAUAGCCGUGAUGAUCCACACUAUCUUUUGCAAAAGAUGAAUUAUAAGCUCCAGAUAGCAUUGUUGUUGAUGUUAAUGUGGUGGUGGUGGUGGUGUUCUUGUGUUUGCAUUUGUAGUGCCAAACUUGACCGAGAUUUGGUGUUAGUUUGAGUAGACUAGGUUGAGGUGUGGAUAGUAUGUUGAGCGUCAAAUAUUGCAUCGCAGGGGCGCUGCGUAUCAGCAACGAAUGUAAAGGAAAAUUAGAAUUGGGAACAUGGGGAAGGAGGAGAGCAGAGAGAUUAAAGGUGAUCAGAGCCGUGAGCAGCAACGGGCACGGAGGGAGUUCUAGCUAUGGUGAUGGAGUGAAUAGUGCGGCGGUGGGUUCAGGGUCGACUGAGCGCGACAGGCAGAUGCAAUUUUUGGCGGAGGAGAGGAAGAGGCGAGAAAUGGAGGAAGGGAAUGAGAACGAUGGCAACUAUCCUGAAUGGGCAACGAAUGUAGAAGAUUCUGCCCGGGACGACGAAGAGCUUCAGGAAAUCAUGGGAGAUGCUCUUGAAGAUCCAGAAGCGAUGAAACGAAGAGUGGAAAAUAGAGUUCAAAGGAAGAGCCGGGAUAUUCUUGAAUCAAAGAAAGGAUCUGUUAAUCCAAUGGCUGUAUCUUUCCGCGAUUUUGAUGCUUUGGAUAGUCAUAUUUGGCUGGAGUUUUACACCCGUCCAACAGACAAAGAUGUUGAAUUGAUUGGAAGUAUAUUCCGGUCAUGGUUUGUGUUAGGCCGACUUGGUGGUUUCAACGCCAUGAACAUGCAGCUCACAAGUUCGGCUCCAAACGCUCCUUUAAGCUACAGCCAAGAGAAAGCGAAAGAGGCGCAAGAAAUCGGUGACACCUUCUUCCAUAACAUCGGUGACGUUGAGUUUCAAGACAACUGGGCACGUUUAUGGGUGGACCUGGGUACAUCCGACCCUGUCUCUUUGGAUAUGCUUAUAAAUACGUUAGCUAACCUCAGUUCCGACCAUGUGGGUAUCAAGCAAUUAGUGUUCGGGGGUAAAAAUCUAGGUGACUGGGACGAAGACUUGAUCACCGAGGAAGCAGGGUAUAGAUCAUACAAAAUAUGAUCGCAGGCAUCCUAGAUUCGAAAUUAUUACAAUGUGCACUGGUAAGUGAAGACUCUGGUGAGCUGCAUUUGCUCUACCAUGUACAGCUAAGAUGGCUUAUCGUUUCGUAUUUGUGCUGCUGGAAUGAGGAACAUCCUACAAUAGUAGUGCAAAAGAGUCAAAUGUACUGAAAUUGUUGUCAGGACGUGACUUGCUCGAAAUGUGCACCAAAUUGACUGCUUGUCGACCUGAUCACAUGUAGCAAAGAGGGGAAUUAGAAAAUUUUAAGUAGACAGGCAUGAGGCAGUUCAGAUCGACUGCAUUGAGGAUGAAACAAGAGGGUAUUGGAAGAGAAAAUUGCUAUUAUGCAGCAGAUGAGCUGUGUACAGUGGGAGAAAAAUCUCCCUCAAUUUUUCUUAUAACUACCUUGUUGUGAUUUUUUCCAAAGUAACUGCUAAAGAGAAUUUGCGGCGUUGUGCUCACUGUUACUUAA
Molecule: messenger RNA, 1638 nt
Organism: Physcomitrium patens
Lineage: Eukaryota; Viridiplantae; Streptophyta; Bryopsida; Funariales; Funariaceae
Source: RefSeq, a predicted model, not a curated record